AUGUCUAAAGAUCCAAAUGAUAUUAACAGUCUGACAAACAAUAGAGACACCAUUGCAUUGCUGCCUGCAGAUGUAAGUAACCUUGGAAUAGCAAACAUCCCAAACCAAGCCUAUCGCUUUGCCAUGAAGCAAGGCCUUUCUCUAAAUCUGCUGUUUGCAGGCCAGGGCGACGUUGGGAAAAAGGCCUUCCUUCAAUCCCUGCUGGAAGUAUCAAUUGAUUCAUCUUCACCCCGCGAAUAUGUUCCGUUUGCUACACUUGAAAACUCGAACGGAGCUUCACUUGAAGAGGUGUCGCUGUGUAAUGGCCAAAAGAUCAUUGAGCUUGCUUCACUUCAAGUCCCACCUGAGGCUAUUUUGGAAAAGUUUAGAGCAAGUAUCGAUCCCAUCGACAUUCAAUUUUAG
Messenger RNA from Mitosporidium daphniae, 402 nucleotides. RefSeq lists its product as uncharacterized. NCBI's taxonomy places the organism in Eukaryota, Fungi, Microsporidia. The transcript has 2 exons. Bases 1 to 402 code for a protein of 133 amino acids. The record is from RefSeq and is a predicted model, not a curated record.